Molecule: messenger RNA, 2310 nt
Organism: Brassica oleracea var. oleracea
Lineage: Eukaryota; Viridiplantae; Streptophyta; Magnoliopsida; Brassicales; Brassicaceae
Product: proline-rich receptor-like protein kinase PERK7
Exons: 7
Coding region: 59-2125 (688 amino acids)
Biological process (GO): protein phosphorylation
Molecular function (GO): ATP binding; protein kinase activity
Source: RefSeq, a predicted model, not a curated record
GGUGGGUAUUCAUUGUUUCAAAUAGGUUUCAAUUGACACCACCGGAGAGAGAGAGACUAUGGCGGAGGGGCAGUCCCCGGAGAACUCACCGCCGGCACCUCCUCCUCCUUCUCCGUCAUCUCCCUCUUCCAACGACCAAAUAACAUCUCCUCCUCCUACUUCCGGCAGUCAAACAACACCUCCUCCUCCGUCUCCAACUCUAGCUCCUCCACCAGAACAACAAGAACAAUCACCUCCUCCACCGGAAAAUUCCUCCUCACCGCCACCAACACCGUAUGAAUCUUCAAUCCCCUCCUCGCAAUCACAAUCUCCACCACCUCCUUCACAAUCCCCACCGCAGCAGAGUGACAACAAAGGAAACAACCAAGGAAAUGAUGGAAGCGGCAAUGGAGGAGGCAAUAACGCUUCUCCUCCUCCACCACCGUCUAAGACUUCCGAACAUAGCUCCCACUCACCACCAAAAUCACUGGCGCCGCCUACAAGCAACGGUGGCUCUAACUCGUCAAGUAACGAUCGUCCGAACAUGGGUGUUGUUAUAGGACUUGUGGCUGCAGCUGGACUUUUGUUCCUUGUCAUGAUAUUGUUAUGCGUCUGUUGCUUGCGGAAGAAGAAGAAGAAAUCAAAGAUUGAACAGAUGCCGUAUUACGGAAGCAAUGCUUUCGCUCCAGGCAAAAAUGGUGGUGAUCAAUACUUCAAUAAUGCCGCUACACAGCAACAACAACAUUACAACCAAAAUGAUAACACUGCCAAUCUUCCUCCACCUCCUGGAACAAUGGGAACAAACUGGGUAAAUUCACCGCCGCCACCACCACCAGGAAACUGGCAGCCAAUGCCUUCACCACCAGCACCAGUUUCAGGAGGUGCAAAUGCAAUCCAUAGCAAUGAGAUGAGCUCGAAUUACUCAUCAGGUCCAUAUGCUCCGUCUCUACCACCACCUCACCCUUCAGUGGCUUUGGGAUUCAACAAAAGCACAUUCACUUAUGAGGAGCUAGCAGCCGCGACUCAAGGUUUCUCCAAAGACCAUCUAUUAGGACAAGGCGGGUUCGGAUAUGUUCACAAAGGAGUCUUGCCUAAUGGUAAAGAGAUCGCGGUGAAGAGCCUUAAAGCGGGAAGCGGACAAGGAGACAGAGAGUUCCAAGCAGAGGUUGACAUCAUCAGCCGUGUCCAUCAUCGACAUCUCGUGUCUCUUGUUGGAUAUUGCAGUAAUUCAGGAGGACAGAGGCUGUUGGUCUAUGAGUUUCUUCCUAAUGACACACUUGAGUUCCACCUUCAUGUUAUAGGGAAAACUGGGACUGUGAUGGAUUGGCCUACUAGACUCAAGAUUGCCUUAGGAUCAGCUAAAGGACUUGCUUAUCUACAUGAAGAUUGUCAUCCUAAAAUCAUCCAUAGAGAUAUAAAAGCUUCAAACAUUCUGCUUGAUCUUAACUUCGAAGCCAAGGUUGCAGAUUUUGGGUUGGCUAAGCUCUCUCAAGACAACAACACACAUGUGUCGACUCGAGUCAUGGGGACUUUCGGAUACUUAGCCCCUGAAUAUGCAGCAAGUGGAAAAUUAACAGAUAAAUCAGAUGUUUUCUCUUUUGGAGUUAUGCUUCUUGAGCUCAUAACCGGACGCAGACCUGUUGAUCUAAGUGGUGAUAUGGAAGACAGUUUGGUCGACUGGGCAAGACCAUUAUGCAUGGAUGCAGUUCACGACGGAGAAUAUGGAGAAUUGGUUGAUCCAUUUCUUGAGAAUCAAUACGAGCCUUAUGAGAUGGCACGCAUGGUGGCUUGUGCUGCUGCAGCCGUUAGGCACUCGGGUCGCCGCCGCCCAAAGAUGAGUCAGAUCGUUCGGAUAUUGGAGGGUGAUGCAUCUCUGGACGACUUAAACGAUGGUGUGAAGCCAGGGCAGGGCUCAUACAUGGGGUCAAGCGGAGGUGAUGGGAGCUCAGACUAUGAGACGGGCACAUAUGGUGCUGAGAUGAAGAAAUUCCGGAAAGUGACACUAGACAGUCGCGAUUACGCGGCAAGUAGCGAGUACGGUGGCACCAGUGAGUACGGGCUUGACCCAUCCUCCUCGAGCAGCGAGGAGAUGAAUAUUGGAGGAGGCUCCAACAAAACUACUACUACUUCUACUCGCAGGGUUUAAACCAUAAACCAAAACAUCCAAAUCCGUUAAAACAAAUAUCUAUUGUUUUUUGUCGGAAAAUAUGACUGUUGGAUGUGUUUGUUUGUUGAAUGCCAAAAAUAAAAUAAAAGUCAUUAUUUCUUAAUUUAUGUAUCUUGUGCUAAUAUUUUUUAAUAUAAUAAAAGAUUGAAAAUAUUGGUUGUUAC